UCUUCUGUUCAGCUCAAAUUAACCAAUUAAGCCACAGCCAAUCACAUUGGGAGGGGAUUAUUGUCUGUGGUGCUGCUCAGUUUUUCUACCCAGCUUGCAGAGUGUCAGGGAUUUGAAAUUCACAACUUUUGAGUUGUAACUAUUUUGUCCCAACAAGAAAGAUGUGCUCCUUAUGUCAAGUGCCACGCAGCUAAUGCAGUCUACACCUGCACAUCAGGGAGAGACAUCAGAGAGACACGAGGAGAGAAGAAGCCACCAGAUAGCGAGGAUGCAGUGGAGUCUGAUUCUGUUCAUUCUGAUGGGCCAGUGUUCCUUCUUUGUGAGUGAGCUCUAUGAGUACCACUUCAUUAAUGAGAGUAAGACCUGGAGUGAAGCUCAGUCGUAUUGCAGACAGCACUACACUGACCUGGCCACGGUGUCUAACAUGGCAGACACGAAGAGACUCCAUGGCUCUGCACAGAAUCAAGAUGGAGCCUGGAUUGGGCUGUACUGCAUCUACACAAAAAGCAUCAACACGUGGCGGUGGUCUCUGCCAGGGGAGGAGUACAAGGAGAGUACCAGUAAAUGGAGCAAUGGAGAGCCGAAUGAUAAUGGCAACGAUCCUGAGAACUGUGUGCUGAUGAGGAAUCAUGGAUGGUUUGACGUCCCUUGUACUCAUAAAUGUAAAUUUAUGUGCUACGAUGGAACUAGGAAAUACGGCAAAUUAUUUCAUUUCAUUGAUAAUGAGAUGACGUGGCCACAGGCUCAGAACUACUGCAGAGAACAUCACACUGACCUGGUCAGUGGAGUCCAACAGCUACAACACAAAGAUUUCCAGACAGAAGCAGGUUCUAAAGGCGACUUGUGGAUCGUCCUGUUCAGAGAAGUCUGGAAGUGGUCGGAUGGGAGCAAUUUCUCUUUCAGCUACUGGGAUCCGCAGUUAUUUAAAGAUAAAGAAUGCAGCAAAAUGUGUGCUUUGAGUAUGUUAAAUGGAAAAUGGAGUUUGGAUGAAUGUAAUAAAACAAAACCCUUCUUCUGCUAUGACGAUAAAGUUAUCCUGAUCAAAGAGAAAAAGACCUGGGAGGGUGCCUUGGAUUACUGCGGAAACAAACACAGUGACCUGGUCUCCAUCACCAACCUCCACGAGCAGAGAUGGGUCCAAGAGAGAGCCAAGAAGGCCGGCAGUCCCUAAGUCUGGCUGGGACUGCGCUACACCUGCUCUCUGGAUUUCUGGUUCUGGGUCAGUGACGAGGUGGUCUACUAUGAGAACUGGUACUUAAAAGAAAA
Sander lucioperca (pikeperch) is the source of this 1266-nucleotide messenger RNA. Its product is annotated as secretory phospholipase A2 receptor-like. The transcript is spliced from 6 exons. Bases 173 to 1171 code for a protein of 332 amino acids. NCBI's taxonomy places the organism in Eukaryota, Metazoa, Chordata, Actinopteri, Perciformes, Percidae. The record is from RefSeq and is a predicted model, not a curated record.